Molecule: messenger RNA, 2091 nt
Organism: Odontomachus brunneus
Lineage: Eukaryota; Metazoa; Arthropoda; Insecta; Hymenoptera; Formicidae
Exons: 2
Coding region: 233-784 (183 amino acids)
Source: RefSeq, a predicted model, not a curated record
AGUUCGUCACCUCAACAGUUACAAUUUAUCCUGUCAACAACUUUUUCGAUAUAUACAAACAUACUUGUACCUUGUUAUUAAUGUUCUGUGUACUGUUACCGGUUAAAUCCAUAUAAGUAACCUAUAUACAUAUUUCUGUUACAUUCCGUAAACUGUCGAGCUUAGCGCAUUAUUUUAAAGUAAAUAUUACAAACAAAGUAUUCAAAAACGAUAAUUAUUAAGACGUAUCGCGAUGAAUUCUCAGAAAGUAUUUAUCUUUGAUGGACCAUACAUAGAAAACAAAUAUAAUCAGUUUUUCAAUCCAAACGUUUGCCAUAUUUGCAAACUGCCCAGCAAAAAGUUGGUAAUGUGUAAUCAGUGCUACAUGAUUUCUUACUGUUCCAACGAGCAUGAGGCGAUACACAGAAACUCACACUCAGAGAUCUGCAAAAUUAUAGCAAAGAUAAUAACACACAAAUCGUUGUGGCUCAGGUAUAGUAGUUUGGGAGAAUGGAUAGAAUCACGCAAAGGAAUUUUACAACAAAUACUGCCUAGUCUGUCACGAUGCAUAUACCAGUACGAAACAGAGAUGAUAAUGUGCGCAAAAUCGUGUUGUGUGUGUUUUCGACAGGCAAACAUAAGGCCCUGCAACAUUUGUUAUUCAGCCAAUUUUUGUAAUGAUCACCAAAUAUUAUUUAGUCUAUUUCAUGAGAAGUACUGCGAUGAUUUGUUACUAUUAUUGAAUAUAAAUAUCACCUAUAUAAGCGGCUGUAUAGAAACAGUUUUACAUCUAGAAAGAUCUUAAAAUUAGAUCCUUCUAUCUCAAUUAUCCACUGGUCAAUGGAUCAACGUAUAUAUUCUGAUUAUGCAUCCGGCCCGCUGACAUUAUAUUAUGCGUUGCAGGAAUCAAAUUUAAUAUCUCCUUUAAGCAUUGCACGUAAAUAUAUCAUUCAUGUUAUGGAUGUAAACAAAAUAGAUAUAAUAUGUUUGAAAAUGUGGCAUAUUUUCUUACAUUUCUUAAAAAAAAUUAAGGAACUGCAUAUUGUAUUUAUAAACUCGCCGAUAUUUGAAUCGAGCGCUCUAGGGUCUGUGUGUUCUGCAUGCGGUCGCUAUAAUCAGAAACUUUAUGUUAAAAGCGUAUCAGAACCGUAUCACGAUUAUGUACGCUUAGAUUCAUAUGAAAAACCGAAUGUGAUCGUACUAUUUGAAACAGAAUGUAUUUCGUAUUCAUGGUUUGAAUCUAUAAAAGAAAUAAUAGCGCAAGAAUGUCCAUUACUUUUAACCGCUGAUUCGGAAAAUACGGUGCAAGAAAAUGUAGACAAAAUACAAGAAGAAACAGGUACGACUAGAAAUCGAUUACAUAGAGAAAAUAAAUUCCGCGGUUAUAUUCCACAUAGAAAUUAUAUAACUGGUGGAUUUUAUUACCGAAACGCGCAUUUUAUUAUGUAUUCUUGAAUUUAAAUCACAUGACCCAGUCAACGGCUGAAGGUUAUGUAUUAUUUGAUCCUAUUUUUAUUUUGGUAUAGUUGAUAUUCAAUUUUUAAUAAUAUUCGAAAAUAAAUUAGAAAUUCCUUACUAUGUGAGGCCUACAUUCAGUCAUAAAUUAAUAAUAUUUUUGUUAAAAUAUAAUUUAAUAAUUUGUCAGUAUAUAGUUUAUUAGUAUAUAGUUUCUCAUCUUUUCAAAAUAUGUAAAAUAUGUUUUAUAUGAGGUAACAGAAUGCUGGCCGUAUAUAUAUAGUAUAUUUAAAUUUUACAAUUUGUCGCAUGUUAUGCUAUAAUUAUAGGCAGUAUUAUAUAGAGCUAUGAUUAUUGUAUACUGAGUUGUAUGUAACUCUCUUGUUAAUCGCUACUUCAUUGUUCGUGUUCUGCAAGUGAUAAGUGAUGAUAAUAAUUUCAUUAAGUUUUAUGUAGAUUAUAUUUUUUAAACUGUACUUUGUAAUCAAUAUUUAUAACUUGCUAACAUCGACUUUUUCAAUUUAAAUUGUCAAAAUAUAUUGUAAAAAUGAAAACAAACCUAGAACUAUUAGAGUCUCUCAAAUUAUCAUCUGUAAUUGUAAAUUAAAUUCAAGUGUAAUUUUAAUCGACAAUAAAAUCUUUUAAUAGUAUAUAUUU